AUGGAUCCACAGGUUGGACAAGCUAUUGGUUUGGUUGAAGGUCAAAAGAUCGAUGUGGAAUUCUGUCGUAAUGUACCGGACUGUGCGUCUGUACACGUCGAGCCACAUACCGAAGACGAUUGGGAAAUCUUGGAACUUCAUGCUGGCUACGUGGAGGAGAACUUGUUGGGACAAAUUAGAGCGGUCUAUAAUAACCAAUUGAUGAGCGUAUGGAUCCAUGGACGAACGCUGGUCCGUCUUCGCGUUGCCGAACUGGAUCCCAAGGUGCCAGUAGUCAAGCUAAAUACGAAUUCUGAAGUGAUUGUCGCACCAAAAGUCAGAAAACAACCCAAACCAGCAGCCGAGGUCGCUGCAUCCUUGACGAAACAGCAAAAGGCAGCACCUCAUGUCUAUUUGCGCAACUUGCCAUUGGGUGUUGCUGUUACUGACCUCUUGGCCCCCGUUAUGGUGCACCCGGAUUCAAUUGGCGAUGUUAAAGGGUCAGAACUGGUGUGUGUUUCCAAGGUCACCCCCGGCUUCGUCCGUCAAAAGUCAGGCUCGUCCGGAGAUGACAGCAAGGAUGCGUCAAUGGGUGCCGCUGGUGGAGAGGGACAAGAGCAUGGUCAUGGGGAUCAUUCGAUUGCUCCAGCAAAGGAAAUGUAUGCACCCGUGGUAUUGAACUCGGCUGUGCCUCGACAUCAUGUAUAUGUAGAUGAAACGAUUCGACAUACGCUGGAAAUUAAGGACUUUGAUACUGUAAAAGUUGCCACCGUGACCAUGAAGAACAGUCCAUUGGGGUCAAUUAUCCUACGCCAACGAGUAUCGCCUGCUGCUGCCAACCACUCAUCAUUACGACUUGGUUUGGAUGCCCAUGCUCAAAAGCAGGCACAAGAAAAGAUAGAUCGAAAUGAUGCAUUGAUCCAAUCUUUCCGAGAUUGGCUUGACAAGAGUCCGAAUGACAAGAUCAUUGUAACACAAGGCACUGUUUACACAGCAAAUCUAGGAGAGGAUAAAGAAAAUCAGCAGCAUUGUUCAUCUCUUGUCCAAUUUGGACAAAAGAAAGGCCUCUUUUCAAGUCUGAAUGGCGGUAUGAAUGCAACGGGGUCUCCGCAAAGCAGCGAUACAAUCAGUGAGUAUGUUAUCAUUGCCAAGUCUCAGAUCAAGGGAUUACAAGUCGAAAUUGGAGAGGAUAUUGUGACAUCGGGUCUGGAAGAAGCGUCCAAAGUUAAAAGUAGCAGUGUUGAGCAACCUAUCGUGUUGGGUGGUGUCAACAAGCUCUAUGAAAAGAUCCAUCAAUACACCGUGGCCAACGUCGCCGACAAGGACUUGAAACAGGCGCUGUCUGUACCUGGUUGCGGUGGCAUUCUGGUUACCGGUGCACAUGGUGCAGGCAAAACGAGUUUGGUGAAAAAGCUGAUCCAUUCAUUACACUGUGAUCCCAAGGCGCUCAUUUAUACCCGUGAGGUCAACUGCGCAGAAGUAGCAGAAGAACGCGUGCCAACGUUCAAAGACUUGUUACAACAAUGGUUUGACGAAGCAGCAUGGCACGCCCCGUCCUUGCUUUUUUUCGAUGACAUCGACCGCCUUAUUCCAGCUGAAGUUGAGCACGCGGACUCUACUCGAUCUCGCCACCUUGCUGAGCUGUUUCUGCGAACGGCUUCCAAGAUGACCAAGCGACACCAGAUCAUGAUUAUUGCCACAUCACAUCAACAGCAGUCGCUGCAUCCAACGCUUAUUGGAAACCACGUAUUUACCGAAUUGAGACAUCUUAAUCCACCCUCGCGAGACGAGCGUAAAGAGAUCAUGGAAACCAUCAUGGCAAACGGACCUGAGAUCUUGCAACGAAGUCUACCACUGAUCGACUUUGUUGCAGUAGCAUCUGAAACAGAAGGCUAUCUGGCAGCAGACCUAAAGGCACUGAUUGAACGUACUGUUCAUGAAGGCGCUAUCCGUAGUAUCAAGGAGAAAAGAGACGAUGAAAAGACAGGAGCAGAAGCAACAGCAGAAAUCGCGUCGUCGUCUACAACCGCUUUGCAAUUAACACAACAGGAUUUCAAAAAGGCUCGCGAGGAUUUUGUUCCUUCAUCUUUGCGUGGUGUUAAGUUGCAAAGCUCGGGUGUACAAUGGGCCGAUAUUGGUGGUCUAAAUGAAACGCGCAAGGCAUUGUUAGAAACACUCGAGUGGCCCACCAAGUAUUCUGCUGUAUUCUCACAGUGUCCUUUGCGACUCAGAUCUGGUGUGAAGGGUCCUGAGAUUCUCAACAAGUAUAUUGGUGCAAGUGAAAAGUCAGUGCGUGAUCUGUUUGAACGGGCACAAGCUGCUAAGCCUUGUGUCUUGUUCUUUGACGAAUUUGAUUCUAUUGCGCCACGGAGAGGUCAUGACAGCACCGGUGUUACUGACCGUGUUGUUAACCAGAUGCUUACGCAAAUGGAUGGUGCUGAAGGUUUGGAUGGCGUUUAUGUAUUGGCAGCUACAAGUCGACCUGAUUUGAUCGAUCCAGCCUUGCUUCGUCCUGGUCGUCUGGACAAGUCCUUAUUGUGCGGCAUGCCGUCUUUUGAUGAGCGAUUAGAGAUUCUGGAAGCUUUGUCCCGCAAAAUGACAUUAGCGUCCGACGUCGAUCUUAAGAUCUAUUCUGAGAAAACCGAGGGCUAUUCCGGCGCUGAUCUUCAGGGCUUUUUGUACAAUGCUCAUUUGGAAGCCAUCCAUGGUGCUGUGAAUAUUGAAAGUUUCAAGGAACAACAAAAGAGACAACAAGAAGGCAAGAAAGAAGGUGACGAAAUGAGCGACUUUGUGAUGGUCAGAUCAUCCGUACCACCAGCAGCAACGACGACAGAAUCCAGUAGUGGUAGCAAUGGCGCAUCAGCAGCAGCAGCAGCAGCAGCAGCAGCACCUAAACCGCCAUUGACAUUGGCAGAAAAGGGACAGAUAUCACAACGUCAAAAGAAGCAGCAGCAGCGCAGCAAGAAGGAAGACGCAGCAGCAGCAGCUGCAGCAGCACAUGCGGCAGCAGCCAUCACGAAAACGCAUCUGGAUAAAUCGUUGAAAGAAACCCGACCCUCCAAUACGGCUGAAGAGUACAUGCGACUGAGUAUGAUCUAUAACGAAUUCGUCACUGGACGGACAGGCGAGUUACCGUCGGGCGAAGGGGCCAAGGGGAUUGGCAAACGGACAACCUUGGGCUAG
Molecule: messenger RNA, 3162 nt
Organism: Zychaea mexicana
Lineage: Eukaryota; Fungi; Mucoromycota; Mucoromycetes; Mucorales; Lichtheimiaceae
Product: P-loop containing nucleoside triphosphate hydrolase protein
Exons: 15
Coding region: 1-3162 (1053 amino acids)
Biological process (GO): protein import into peroxisome matrix
Cellular component (GO): peroxisomal membrane; cytosol; peroxisome
Molecular function (GO): ATP hydrolysis activity; ATP binding
Source: RefSeq, a predicted model, not a curated record